GCGGCCCAUUCACAUGCAAAUCCCAGGUUAUUACUAAUAUUACUGUAACGAGAGAGACCUUUCCCCGCCCAGCAGCCUGACUAUGGGGCAGUUACUAAGGGGCAGAUAGGCAGAAUGUACUGAGACCGGCAGCAGGGUAAGUCCCUUUCCCAUUGGCACAAUGUUGGAGAUUUUGGGGUUAAUUCUGCUCACGUCAGGAUUCGUUCAAGGGGGGCAGGUUUGCUACGAGAGGAUUGGCUGCUUCCCCGAUGAGGCCCCAUGGGGGGGCACCGUACAGAGACCAAUUGCACGGUUGCCGGACUCCCCGGAACACAUUAAUACUCGCUUCCUUCUAUUCACCAAGGAGAAUCCGGAUACGUUCCAGGAGAUCAGGGCUUUAACCCCCGGCGCCAUUUCCACCUCCAAUUUUAAAGCCUCCAGGAAAACGCGUUUCAUUAUCCACGGAUUCAUCGAACACGGAUACGAUAGGUGGCUGACCCACAUGUGCGCCACGUUGCUGAAAGUGGAAGACGUGAACUGUUUCUGCGUGGAUUGGACCGGGGGGGCCUACGCUCUUUAUUCGCAAGCGGCAAACAACGUGCGCGUGGUGGGGGCCGAGGUGGCCCAUUUUAUCCAGUUCCUGUCGAAUCAGUAUGGCUACUCCGCGGCUAACGUGCACGUGAUUGGUCACAGUCUGGGAUCUCACGCUGCGGGGGAAGCGGGGAAGAGAACGCCUGGAAUUGCGCGAAUCACAGGUCUGGAUCCAGCCGGACCUUUCUUUCAGAAUACGCCCCCUGAGGUCAGACUCGACCAAUCAGAUGCACAACUGGUAGAUGUCAUUCAUACGGACGCAUCGGCCAUCUUCCCACUGACUGGGUUCGGCAUUGGCCAAUCUGUUGGCCACCUGGACUUCUAUCCCAAUGGAGGAAAGAAUAUGCCGGGGUGCAAGAAGAGCCCCACCUUGAAAUACUUAGAUAAUUAUCGGAUUUUCAAAGGAUCAAAAGAAAUAAUUUUCUGCAGCCAUAUUCGUAGCUAUAAAUUCUAUACGGAAAGUAUUCUGACUCCUGAUGCCUUCGUUGCAUUUCCCAGCUCUGAUUAUAAGACGUUUAAAAAGGGUACAGGAUUCCCUUGCCCCAGUGGGGGCUGCCCAUUAAUGGGGCACUACGCAGAAGAGUUUUUGGGACCCACAUCGGGCAAUUUAUCCUUCUUCCUGAAUACUGGGAAUUCCGAGCCCUUUGCACGAUGGAGAUACAGGGUAACUGUCAGAACCACCGGCACGGGGUUCCUGGGAUCGAUCCAGGUGUCUCUGCAUGGGAUUCGGGGGAACUCGAAACAGCAGGAGAUUGCGAGUGGGUUCAUUAAGCCCGGAGGCACCUACUCAGCCUUCAUUGAUACCGAAUCCGACGUCGGGCCCCUCACAACCGCGAGUUUCACCUGGAAAAAGAGCCUCAUCGACCUCAUUCCGGGCACAGUCGGCGCCGACACUGUAACCGUGCAGUAUGGGAAGGACGGACAGACGUACCAUUUCUGCAGCACAGAGACUGUGAAGCCCAAGACCAUUCAGAACCUGACUCCCUGUUACAUCCCAGAUGAGUAGAUCCAGUUCUGGGUUUCGGAACCACAACAACAUUGUGCGUGUAAUUGGGCAAAUAAAAUAGAUUUACCCCUCC
Messenger RNA from Xenopus tropicalis (tropical clawed frog), 1649 nucleotides. It is a transcript of the gene pnliprp2, whose product is annotated as pancreatic lipase-related protein 2. Gene Ontology annotation, biological process: lipid metabolic process. Gene Ontology annotation, cellular component: extracellular region. NCBI's taxonomy places the organism in Eukaryota, Metazoa, Chordata, Amphibia, Anura, Pipidae. The record is from RefSeq and is a predicted model, not a curated record. The transcript is spliced from 13 exons. Bases 161 to 1576 code for a protein of 471 amino acids. Gene Ontology annotation, molecular function: lipase activity; carboxylic ester hydrolase activity; triacylglycerol lipase activity.